GCCCUGCUACGCCUGCCCCGCUUCUCCUGUACUGCGCUGCCCCGAGCUCUGCUGCGCCUGCCCUGCGCUGCGCCGUGUACUUCCCCGAGCUCUGCUGCUCCUGGACUGCGCUGCCCGGGGCUCUGCGGUGUUGGACCUGCGCGGGGUGCGCGGUGCCUGCGCGGGACAGUGACAACGGGACACGGCCGAGAGGGACCUGCAGUAGCACCCGCGGGCGCUCUCUUGCUAGGAUGUGAUACGGUUUGGCUUGUGGAAGGAGCAGAAAACGGCCUUACUUUCCUCUGAGCAAUCCUGCUGUAGUAAAAAUAAAUUGACGUAAAAUAAAAGUACCUUAGGUAGCAUUAGCUGCGGGAAAGAAUGUGCCUCAGAGACUGCUGACCUCAGACCUUGAAGACCCGCUUUGCCAGAGCUGUGAUGGCCAGUCAUCAAGCAGAAGUUCAGAGUUUGAAGCUAGAUAAUGAUUCAAUUAUAGAAGGAAUAAGUGACCAGGUACUGGUGGCAGUUGUGCUCAGUUUCACUUUCAUUGCUGCUCUGGUAUAUACACUUUUAAGAAAUGAACAUCAGAACAUACAUCCAGAAAAUCAAGAGCUAGUGCGAGCCCUUCGUCAGCAGCUUCAAACUGAGCAGCAGGAUGCUUCUGCUGGUGACAGACAUCACUUCUACACAGAUAUGUCUUGUCCAGUCUGUUUGCAGCAGGCUACAUUUCCUAUAGAAACAAACUGUGGACAUCUUUUCUGUGGUUCCUGCAUUAUUGCCUACUGGAGGUACGGCUCUUGGCUUGGUGCCAUCCGUUGUCCAAUCUGCAGACAAACGGUAACACUGUUUUUACCACUCUUUGGUGAAGAUCAGCAGGAUGCAACCCGAGUAUUUCAAGAUGUUAAUGAUUACAAUCGGAGAUUCUCAGGACAGCCCAGAUCUAUUAUGGAAAGAAUUAUGGAUCUGCCUACUUUAUUACGGCAUGCUUUCAGGGAGAUGUUUUCUGUUGGAGGCCUCUUCUGGAUGUUUCGCAUCAGAAUAUUCCUCUGCUUGCUUGGAGCAUUGCUUUACCUAGCUUCACCUCUGGAUUUUCUUCCUGAAGCCCUGUUUGGAAUUCUGGGGUUCUUGGAUGAUUUCUUUGUCAUUUUUCUUCUGUUGAUAUAUAUCUCUAUCAUGUACCGAGAAGUGGUAACACAGCGACUGAAUAGAUGAAGUGGGCAAAAAUGCAGGAGUAGUUGUGGAAUGUCUGGAGAACUAUAACAUAAGUAUGAUAUAGCAAGGUGCCUGUGUACACUUUCAGUAGUUAAAUUUCAUAGCUGGUCAUCGUAUAAAAUAUGAAGGGGUAGGAUGUGGUGACGCUUAACUGGAAUCUUUAAUUUGUGUAUUGCAUAUGCUUCAUAAGGAUGAGGUUAGUUUUAUCAUAUAAGAAGCUAUGUUCAUCUACUUCUACCUGAUGAACAACUGUACGUAAUCAAAGAAGAAAACACAUUUUUGGGGUACAUGGUUUGUGAAAAGGGAGUUCUGGUAAAGAACUAAUACAAAAAUCUGUUCAGGUAAUCUAUAGAUAUCUAUAAGAAAAUUCAGAAAUUCUUCAUAGUGCAGUUGUCAUGGCUAAAUUGCUUAAUGUCUCCUUGUUUGUGAGCUAGGGUUUUUUAAAACAGAAGUACCUUUGUGUGUGUCUCUGGCAGAAGAAACCCAAGGAUCGCAUUACAGUUAUCACCCUGGCAGUUUGCAGUCGUCCACAUGCUUCACAAUAACAAGGAGAACACCUCAGUAUUGCUUGAACUGCAGUAUGUAUGGCUGCAUGCAAUUUCUACAAUUUUAUUUAUAUAGUUGGGAAUAUACACACAGUAUCUGGACAAAAAAGAGAAACUAAUAUUGAGGGCACUGGGUUAGUAAGUCUUCUAUUUAAAUGGGAGCAUGUUUUUUUUCUCCAGGCUUGUUUAGCAAGGUUUUUAUGCUGCUUUGGGUCCAUGCAGUGUAUCUGGAGUGAGACUGUGCAUUCCUUUAGUUGCAUUAAAGCACGUAGCCAAUGGAGAGAACCCUCACAUUUUAGAUAAUAGUAGAAGAAAAAAAAGUCAGAACUGGAUGUUUACACUACAGAAAUUUACCUGAAUGUACAUUUUGCAAUACAAGUAUUAAACAACUUAGAUAUUGAGGUGUUUGGUUUUCAGUUGGAGUUUGCUUGGUUGGUUGGUUGAUUUGGGUGUGGAUAGAGGAGGUUCUGAAUUACUUUCAUAAAGAUCUCCGAUAAGGGACCACAGAAAAAUCCUGGAAAUGUUUUCAAAAAUACCAGGAUAGUAAUUAUCCUAGAGUUGAUUAUUUUUUUCAUGAUGAAUUUGAAUAUAGGCUAUCAUAGCUACAGAAGUAAUUGAAAUACAGAAUGUUUGAAAAUAUUUCAAUUUUAAGACAUGAAUGCCACUAGAAUGGUUGAGAAUAUUCUAGACCUAUGUACUUUUUAGCUAGAGGAAUGAUAAUUGCCAUUCUAUUUUAGCUUCCUGAAUACUUGAAAGACAGUGAUCAGACAGGUGAUUCUUUGUGUGUUUACAUGUAUGGGAUGAGACAUAGAAUGAAAGGGACCUUUUCACAACAUCUGUGUUUUGCCCAUGCAGGCAUCCUUGCAUAGCUUCUAGCGUCUAGGCAUGUGCUAAAAGAUGAUAGAGCUGGCACCUGACAUGUCGUGGUUGGGCUUGGAGAUUGUCUUUGGUGUCACUGUUUUAAAUGGCAUUCAUGUAAAACUAAAUUCACUGAUUCUUCGUUGGAAAAUUUGCUCUUGAAAAUCCAAAGACAUUUUACAAAUUAACUGGAAAGCUAAUUUUUUUUUUCCCUUGUUGCUGUUAGAGAUGGGCAAGAGGAGAAACAGGAAGUGAAACAAGGAUGGGAGGAGAAGAGCAAGACAGAAAACAACAUUUUUGGAAGUAAAUGCUAUUGGUUGUGGAAACUAACUGUUCCUGAGCAUUUUAGUAGAACUUUUCCCUUUGUGUUGGCAUUGCUAAUGUAUGGUGAUGGUUUAGUGGCUACCUCUUUCAAAAGUGAUUAAGGUAUUAUUGAGGAAGUGUGGGAUAUUCAUGAACUGUUAGGUAUAUAUACAAAGCAAGAUAGUAGUUUACGAUCUUAAGUAAGACAGGACUUCGCAGCUUUGCUGUAAGCAUUGUUUUGGUUUUGUUGGUUUUUUUUCCCAAGAGACUUAACAGUGAGAAAAAUCCAGAAAAAGUAUUUUUAACUGAGCAAAUUUAGCAUCCCCUUUUCUCCUGGGGUUUAACUUGUGAGUCUGCUUAGAGAAGAGUAUGAACUGCUGUUGUACAACAGCUGGAGUCUGUUCAUGGAAUCUGUUGAUCUAGUACUUCCUCCAUAUCCUUAUCCUGUGAUUGUGUUUAUACUUUUCCUCAUGACUCUUUAAGUCCAGGGUGGAUAUAGAUGUACAUGAAGCUGCUUACUGAUUUCUUUUCAUUGAGCUUCCCAAUUCCAUAUGCUACUGUGAAGUUCAUGCAGAAGCAUCCAUCUAAGGGAUCUGCUCCUGAAGAACAGACCUUCUUGUGUACCUGAAAUCAUUUACAAGCCACAUCUGUGUAGCUAUAUAAAGUUUACCUGUGUUCUGUUUCUUCCUUCACUACAGUUCUGCUAGUCCGAAGGGUGUCAGUCAAAGGCUGCUACUUACUUUUGAAUAA
This is a messenger RNA of Cuculus canorus (common cuckoo), 3644 nucleotides long. RefSeq names its product ring finger protein 170 (gene RNF170). The transcript is spliced from 8 exons. The record is from RefSeq and is a predicted model, not a curated record. The coding region runs from base 415 to 1188 and encodes 257 amino acids. Gene Ontology annotation, molecular function: ubiquitin protein ligase activity. NCBI's taxonomy places the organism in Eukaryota, Metazoa, Chordata, Aves, Cuculiformes, Cuculidae.